This is a messenger RNA of Castor canadensis (American beaver), 957 nucleotides long. RefSeq names its product olfactory receptor 8K5-like. The record is from RefSeq and is a predicted model, not a curated record. NCBI's taxonomy places the organism in Eukaryota, Metazoa, Chordata, Mammalia, Rodentia, Castoridae. Gene Ontology annotation, molecular function: G protein-coupled receptor activity; olfactory receptor activity. Gene Ontology annotation, cellular component: membrane. Gene Ontology annotation, biological process: G protein-coupled receptor signaling pathway.
UCUCAGAAGGACAAAAUGAGACCACAGAACCUAACAGUGCCUACUGAAUUCAUUCUGAUGGGAGUCACCCAGCAGCCUGAGCUACAGCUUCCCCUUUUUGUGGUCUUCCUCAUCAUCUACAUAAUCACAGCAGUGGGAAACCUGGCCAUGAUCAUUUUGACCAAGUUGGAGUCCUAUUUGCACACACCAAUGUAUUUUUUUAUCAGACACCUGGCUUUCGUUGAUCUUGGCAACUCUACUGUCAUUUAUCCUAAGAUGAUGGUAAAUUUUGUUUUGGAUCAAAAUACCAUUUCUUAUUAUGCUUGUGUCAUACAGAUGGCUUUCUUCAUUAUGUUCAUUAUCAGUGAAUUUUUCUUCUUGUCUGCCAUGGCCUAUGACCGCUAUGUGGCCAUCUGCAAUCCUCUGCUUUACAAGGUAAUCAUGUGUCAAAGACGUUGUUAUGUUCUGGUGGCAAUUCCUUACUUCUACGGGGCCUUUCAGGCCCUAAUGAUCACUAGCAAGAUUUUUACAUUGGCCUUCUGUGGUUCUAAUGUUAUUAGUCAUUUCUACUGUGAUAACGUUGUCAUGUUACUUAUGCUGUGCUCAAAUGCAAGAGAUACAGAGUUGUUAAUUAUAUUGUUUUCAGCAAUUAACUUGAUAUCCUCCCUUCUGGUAGUCCUGGUAUCAUACAUUCUGAUUCUGCUAGUGGUAUGUCAAAUUCGUUCAGCAGAAGGCAGGAAGAAAGCUUUUUCCACAUGUGCUUCUCAUCUGACAGUGGUGGUGAUGUUCUAUGGGACUUUACUCUUCAUGUAUGUACAGCCCAAAUCCACUCACUCCUUUGAUACUGACAAACUGACAUCAGUGUUUUAUACUUUAGUGAUUCCCAUGCUUAACCCUUUGAUCUAUAGCUUUAGAAACAAAGAAGUAAAAAAUGCAUUUUACAGACUUUUUAAGAAUCAAUUCAAAAUUUGUACUUAA